AUGCCGACUCCGCAUUACUUCUGGGUAUUCCAACAGGUCUCGACAAUCACUAUAAAUCCAUGUAUCUUCUUCCCUCAUUCUCUAUCAAUCCAUGCAAUUUUCUUCCCUCGUUCUCUAUAUUCUUUUGCUUCCAUUGUUCAGUCUUUUCUUAUCAUCCCUUCUUCCCAUUCCACUGAUACUAUGGACACCAACAAUCCUAUUGUUGACACUAAAGAUGCAAUGGAUCCAAGCAGGAGAUAUGGUAUAGCUGACCCAACAAAUAGGCACAAGUUUACUUGCAAAUUUUGUGCAAAGUCAACUUCUAUAGGAGUAUACCGACUAAAACAACAUUUAGUCGGAGGUUUCAAAAAUUGUAAAAGAUGCCCAAAGUGUCCAGAGCAUGUGCGAGAAGAAGUGAAGAACUAUAUGAUCCAGAAAGAAGCAGAAAAAAGUGCAAGAACUACUGACCAUUCAAAUGUAGUGGCACUUGAUGACUAUGAUGAAGAUGAUGAUGACGUGGGACAAGGAAGUAGCAAGCCUCCACCUAAAAAACCAAGACAAAAGGGUCAUCUAGACAAGUUUUAUGCCAAUAAACCAGAAGACAAACUCAAAGGUAGAAAAUGUGGAAAACACCAAACAAUUAACGAACUUUCAUAUUGCAAUGGAAUCUGUUGCACAAUUUGGCCCGGGAUUCAAACCUCCAACCAUGUAUGUAUGAGCUUAGAGUUCCUCUACUUAAAAAAUGAAGUGGAAUCCACCCAAAAAGUGUUGAAAGAUUACAAGCAAGAAUGGGCAGUAAAAGGUUGCUCGAUUCUAUCAGAUGGAUGGCGUGAUUCAACUGUUCAGAAAAAUAUUGUGAACUUUUUAGUGAAUUCUCCUAAAGGUUCAGUCUUUUUAAAGUCCUUGGAUGUCUCAGAAAUCAAAAAAGAUGCAAACACAUUGUUUAAAAUGCUCGAUGAUAUGGUGGAAGAGAUAGGAGAGGAGAAUGUAGUGCAAGUGGUGAAAGACAAUGCAUCUAACUAUGUUAAAGUUGGAUCAAUGUUCUAG
Molecule: messenger RNA, 1026 nt
Organism: Lactuca virosa
Lineage: Eukaryota; Viridiplantae; Streptophyta; Magnoliopsida; Asterales; Asteraceae
Source: the annotation of a GenBank genome assembly